GCUUGCUCUAUUGUGUGAUAUGGACACAAAUGUGUGUUACAUGGAGGGGUAAACAUAAUACAGAGGAAGAAGACAAGCCCAGAGACACUGGAGUAAAAGUUCUGGAGCUUUCCUCUCAGACGAGCUUUCUUGGUAAAAGCUCUAGGCCGGGGAGUUCGGAAGCAGUUCAGUUGACACUCUGGUGAGUUUUUACGAUUGUGCCUUUAAAUGAAGAGGAUUUUGUCUGUUACUGUAAAAUACAGGGGCUCUGCAUGGGUUACCAGGGCACACUGGUAUAUUGUGCAUCCUGUACAAGUGUGUUACCAAAUGUUGAUGAAUUUGUAAGAUUAGGGUUUGCUCUGAGAGUCAGAGGGAAGUUCAAGAGGAGUGGGUGUGACACGGAAUGUAGAGGGGACAGAGAAGAGAAUUACAUAAGCAACACCAGGAAGGCUGGAGUCUUUCCUGGAACUGACUCUACUCCUACAGUCAGAUGUGCUGAGGGCCAGGUAACGAAUGGAGGCUCAGCAACAUGUGCUUUCACAAACCCUGAAACACUGUCCUACUAGGAGUAGACAAAAGCUGACUUUCAGUGUCACUUUAGGACUUUUAAUUUCUUCAAGAGUGCCUCUAAAAAUCACAGUAUUCAAAAGGUGCCUGUACACACAGGCAUACGAAGUUUGCUGGUCACAGUGCACUGCAAACAGAAGGCAUUUCCUCGUCCCUUCUGCUUAUCGCAACUACCAGACUUUCACGCCACACACCUCAAGAGAAUCUCAUCGGUUUCUUUUUUAUCUAAGCCCUGUAACAUGUGGGCUCAUUAAAAUCUGAGAAUUUUAUUAACUCUGUGAUGGUUUAUCCCCAUUCUUUUUAAAUCUUCCUUUCAUAAGCAGGAUUAUGAGGUUCUUGAUGAAUUUUUAAUAUUGUCAUGAAAAUCCUCCUCAGGCGUGUUUCUCCAGCAGAAAACACAACUCUAAGAGUUUUAUUCAAAUGAACUCAAUCAUGAAGUGGGCAGGCACCACACUAGCUCAGCUCAGCACACUCCAGAGUCCAGUUCUCUCCAACUAGCAUUCCUUAUUCAUUUGUAAUAGAAGGAAGGACCACUAGAGGGAGCUAGGGUUUAAGGAAUCCAUCUGGUAGCUUUAUCUUCUGGAAAAGAUGGAGCAGCGCUUCCAUUUCAAAGCCUAUGCCAGCCUUGUUGAACUGUUCACUGCAGGAAGUCAUCUGCUUACUGGAUGUCCAGGCAAGUGGUCAGAGGGUGGUACUGUAUUUUUAGUGGCCCAGUCUGUUAGUCACACCCACGAUGACUGUCUGACCUUGGUAUAGCACUUCAAAUGCAGAGUGCUGUCCCCUACAGGACCUCCUUCGAUGUUCACAGCGACUGAGACCCUGCUGGGAAGGUGCUCCUUUCUGUUUCUGAGACCAACAAACUGAGACAGGGUGUCUUUGCAGCACACUAGGAGGUGUCAGGACGGUAGACUCAGACAAGCGAGGCUCCAGGGUCAGUUGCACUUUUGUGUUGACAGGUGAUCCGUGUCAUCCUUUCUGCGGGGCAGGGGCUUCGUCUCUCGCCACACGCACUCACAUGGUAGCAAAAGGACAGAUGUGAAGAUUCCAGAACAAAGGAGGAAGGUCGUGGCUCCUGUCUGAAAGCUGUAGGCGGCUAGGAUCUCUUCUAGGACCAGGCGCGGAGGGCAGCGCUGGUUCCUCAGAGCCGCCCUCGUUCUCCACGCCAAGGCUGGGCCUUGCCUGUAUGACUGCUCCCGGAUGCGCUUCGGGAAGCUGCCCUAAACACCCACCUCGGAGGCCAGUCCUUGGCUUUGACGUUUGUCAGCCAGUUCAUUCCUGUUCCUAACGCUACACGCUAGGCAUGAGAUGGUAUUCAAGUACUUGCUGGGUAGAGUGGACACAUUGUGCCGAAGGUUGUUUUACCCAGGGUCCCUCCUCUGGAGCAGAGCCUGCCAGUCACUCUGCAAGUCUGCCCUCCAACAACUUCAUCGAUCACGGGUAAAGCACCAGUACCUGGCACUGAUCAGCUUGCAAGCCCUGGGGCGGUGCAGGCCGGUGUUCCAGAGGUCUGGGCGAGUUCAAGCGGCGCGUAGGAAGAGUGUCCAAUCCCAGGGCCCUUGCGGGGGUGCAUUCACGGAGCGCCGCUCCCGCAAGCACGGCGCGUACUAGACACAGGUCGGGCUGUGCCCGAGGGUGCCGCUGCCGCGCCAGCCUCGCUCCAGCGGAGCCGGGAGUCCCGCUUUGUCUCCCCGGCCCGCGGUGGGGGCGCCCGGUAGGGGGAGCCUCAAGCCUGCACUCGCGUCUCCCCGCCCACCCGCAGGCUGCGGGCGGCUGGAGGAGGGCGCAAGGCGCACGGCAACGGCCGGCGCGGCGGGGUGCAUGGCGUGCUGCGAGGCGGGAUCGCGCGCGGGCCCCGCGCCCAGCUGCCUGCGGCGGUGAGAGCCGCCGCGAGGAUGACCAUGGCCGGCGGCCGGAGGGGACUGGUGGCCCCGCAGAACACGUUUCUGGAGAACAUUGUCCGGCGGUCCAAUGAUACUAACUUUGUGCUGGGGAAUGCCCAGAUAGUGGACUGGCCUAUCGUCUACAGCAAUGAUGGAUUUUGCAAGCUGUCUGGCUACCACAGGGCAGAAGUGAUGCAAAAAAGCAGCACCUGCAGUUUUAUGUAUGGGGAGCUGACUGAUAAAGACACAAUUGAAAAGGUGCGGCAAACCUUUGAGAACUAUGAGAUGAAUUCCUUUGAAAUUCUGAUGUACAAGAAGAACAGGACACCUGUGUGGUUCUUUGUGAAAAUUGCUCCAAUUCGAAAUGAACAGGAUAAAGUGGUUUUAUUUCUCUGCACUUUCAGUGAUAUAACUGCUUUCAAACAGCCAAUUGAAGAUGAUUCAUGUAAAGGCUGGGGAAAGUUUGCUCGACUGACCAGAGCACUGACGAGCAGCAGGGGUGUUUUGCAGCAGCUGGCUCCCAGCGUGCAGAAGGGUGAGAAUGUCCACAAGCACUCCCGCCUGGCAGAGGUCCUGCAGCUGGGCUCAGACAUCCUUCCCCAGUACAAGCAAGAGGCACCAAAGACUCCCCCUCACAUCAUCUUACACUAUUGUGUUUUUAAGACCACGUGGGAUUGGAUCAUCUUGAUCUUGACUUUCUACACAGCCAUCUUGGUCCCUUACAAUGUCUCCUUUAAAACCAGGCAGAACAAUGUGGCCUGGCUGGUUGUGGAUAGCAUCGUGGAUGUCAUCUUUUUGGUGGACAUUGUGCUGAAUUUUCAUACAACCUUUGUCGGACCAGCAGGGGAGGUGAUUUCUGACCCCAAACUUAUCCGCAUGAACUACCUGAAGACAUGGUUUGUGAUUGACCUUCUGUCCUGUUUGCCAUAUGAUGUCAUCAACGCUUUUGAGAACGUGGAUGAGGUUAGUGCCUUUAUGGGUGAUCCAGGGAAGAUUGGUUUUGCUGAUCAGAUUCCACCACCACUGGAGGGGAGAGAGAGUCAGGGCAUCAGCAGCCUGUUCAGCUCUCUGAAAGUUGUCCGGCUGCUCCGUCUUGGGCGAGUGGCCCGUAAACUGGACCACUACAUUGAAUAUGGAGCUGCUGUGCUGGUGCUGCUGGUCUGUGUGUUUGGGCUGGCUGCACACUGGAUGGCCUGCAUCUGGUACAGUAUUGGGGACUAUGAGAUCUUCGAUGAGGACACCAAGACGAUCCGCAACAACAGCUGGCUGUACCAGCUGGCGAUGGACAUUGGCACUCCUUACCAGUUUAAUGGGUCUGGCUCAGGAAAGUGGGAAGGUGGUCCCAGCAAGAACUCAGUCUACAUCUCCUCGUUGUAUUUUACCAUGACCAGCCUCACCAGUGUGGGCUUUGGGAACAUUGCCCCGUCCACAGACAUCGAGAAGAUCUUCGCAGUAGCUAUCAUGAUGAUUGGCUCGCUUCUAUAUGCCACCAUCUUUGGGAAUGUGACGACCAUUUUCCAACAGAUGUACGCCAACACCAACAGGUACCAUGAGAUGCUCAACAGCGUUCGUGACUUUCUGAAGCUCUACCAGGUACCCAAAGGCCUGAGUGAGAGGGUCAUGGACUACAUCGUGUCCACCUGGUCCAUGUCCAGAGGCAUCGACACAGAGAAGGUUCUACAGAUCUGUCCCAAGGACAUGAGAGCUGACAUCUGUGUGCACCUGAACCGCAAGGUGUUCAAGGAGCACCCAGCCUUCCGGCUGGCCAGUGAUGGCUGCCUGCGGGCCCUGGCGAUGGAGUUCCAGACUGUGCAUUGUGCCCCAGGGGAUCUCAUCUACCAUGCAGGAGAGAGUGUUGACAGCCUCUGCUUCGUGGUCUCAGGCUCCUUGGAGGUGAUCCAAGAUGAUGAGGUAGUGGCCAUCCUAGGGAAAGGCGAUGUGUUUGGAGAUGUGUUCUGGAAGGAAGCCACCCUUGCCCAGUCCUGUGCCAACGUUAGGGCCUUGACCUACUGUGACCUGCAUGUGAUCAAACGGGAUGCCCUGCAGAAAGUGCUGGAGUUCUACACCGCCUUCUCCCACUCCUUCUCCAGGAACCUGAUUCUCACCUACAACUUGAGGAAGAGGAUUGUGUUUCGGAAGAUCAGCGACGUGAAGCGGGAAGAGGAAGAGCGCAUGAAGCGGAAGAACGAGGCGCCCCUGAUCUUACCCCCUGACCACCCAGUCAGACGACUCUUCCAGAGGUUCCGGCAGCAAAAGGAGGCCAGGCUGGCGGCAGAGAGGGGCGGCCGGGACCUGGAUGACCUGGAUGUGGAGAAGGGCAGUGCCCUCACCGAGCACAGUGCCACCAACCACAGCCUCAUGAAGGCCAGCGUGGUCACGGUCCGGGAGAGCCCUGCCACACCCGUGGCCUUACAGGUGGCCUCUGCCUCCACAGUGUCAGACCAUGCCAAGCUGCAUGCACCUGGCUCUGAGUGCCUGGCCCCAAAGGGUGGCGGGGGUGACUGUGCCAAGCGCAAAGGCUGGGCCCGCUUCAAGGACGCUUGCGGAAAGGGCGAGGACUGGAACAAGGUAUCCAAGGCUGAGUCCAUGGAGACACUGCCAGAGAGGACCAAGGCAGCAGGUGAGGCCACACUGAAGAAGACAGACUCCUGUGACAGCGGCAUCACCAAGAGCGACCUGCGCCUGGACAACGUGGGUGAGGCCAGGAGUCCCCAAGACCGCAGCCCCAUCUUGGCGGAGGUGAAGCAUUCUUUCUACCCCAUCCCAGAGCAGACGCUGCAGGCCACCGUCCUGGAGGUGAAGCACGAGCUGAAGGAGGACAUCAAGGCCUUGAACGCCAAGAUGGCCAGCAUUGAGAACCAGCUCGCGGAGAUACUCAGGAUAUUAACUGCCAGAAGAUCCUCUCAGUCUCCUCAGGAGCUAUUUGAAAUAUCGGGGCCUCAAUCCCCAGAAUCAGACAGAGACAUUUUUGGAACCAGUUGAGAGGUUUGUUUUUAAAAAGAGUCAAGAAAAGUCUGCACCCCGCCCCUUACACCACCUGCGCACACCCGCCCAUGCCACCAGUCGUGUCCAGAGUCAGCUCUUCCGAUGGAAAGACAGCGCGGCCUAGGCGAGUGCGCCUCAGAAUGAAGGUGGGAGGCGCCACACCACCUGCCAGACUGCAGCUGUGUUUGAACCCCCUUUGCACAAUUCUGCAGGAAGGGCGUGCUGUCCAAAGGGUGUUUUCCUUCAUUUUAAAUUUUGUACUACCACACUAUUUAUAAAGGUUAAAACUACCAGGAAGAGCAGUGGCUGUCGGACCGGUAAGAAAGUGCUGCACACCCUUUGUGUGUAUACUAUGCUGGACUCCUUGCCGAGGCCCCAAAAGACCACCAUGGGGGAAGAGACUCUCAGCAUUCCUCACCCUUGUACAGCUCACCUUGGCUUCACCAUCUAUUUCUCUACAGUUGCCAUUUGUAAUGAGCUCGGGACAAGGGAAGCUUGAGCCUCGGGGAGAGGAGAGCCCUUCAGCUGUCACUGGGAGUGAAGGCAGACAGCAGGUGCUGUGUGCCCCGCACCCCAGGCGUGUGCAGCUGGGAUCCUCAGGUCUCUUUGCCCUGAAGCAGGCAAGGGUAAGGCCUGGAGAGGGCCCUUGGCUCCAGGAGCUCUGCCAGGGGCUCCACAGCCUCCUUCUAUGGGACGCUCCACAGGGAGGCUCUGGGCGGCCCUGUGGCCCCACCCCCACACAGGCUGCCCUGCUUUUCUCCCUCUGACCUCUUCCCAAGUGUUCCCACAGCAUUCCUCAGGGUAUGGGCAUCAGCAGGAAAGGGCAUGAGCCCAGAGUUGCUUUACUCAUACACACACACACACACACACACACACACACACACACAACCUCAGAAAUGAUUGUAGCAAGUGCUGUUUGUAUUCUGAUUCUCAUAGGGAUUGCCCUUCAGAAAUUUGUAUUUUGCCUACUGCAUAGGGUCCGUAGAGGACACUUGGGAGCCACACAUGGCCUUGUUUGAAGCCAGCCUCUCCAUUGCCUACUAAGAAAAGUGGCAGGACCACGACUGUAAUGUCUUCAGGAGGAAAAAGAUGAAGCAGUUUCCAAGCUCUCAAGGAGAUGGAGGGAGCUGGCCGGCGAGCUGCGGCCCAUGCAGGUCUGAGCCCAGAGUCAUGGUCACAGAGCCAUCCCCUCCCAGCAUCGUGAUGCUCAGGGCGUGCACUGCCUCAUCACCUGGGGCCGCCACUGAAGCCUGGACUUCCCAGUGGCAUCAAAAGAAGGAGAGCAGGGAAGUGGACCGUGCCUAGGUGCACACCCUGGGAGAGGUGUUAGGACCCAGUGCUGCCGGCAGGGCUGGAGGUUCCACUCUGCAGUCAUCCUUGAGAGCAUGGAAUUAGGCAUCUAGGGGACAGCAUGGCCUCGUCCAGACUGCUGACCUCUGCCCGUGUGGCGCUGUGGUGACCCUGUCCCCACACCUCUGCCUGGCAUCACUGUGCUAUCAACAUUCUGAAUGCCAGUGUCCUUAGGGAACCAGACAGAGGAAGACCUGCCCCACCAAAGAUUCUGUGUUCCUGAAAGCCUGCUUCCAGGCCUCUCCCUCUUUCGACCCACUUGGUCCUCAGUGGUGCCAAGGUGACGCAGAUGGCCCCAGGAGGCAAAGGGAGUCACACACAGCUUUUUGUGUAAAGCUUAUGGAGGGCCGGUGGCGUCCUCCGGCCGUGACAUUAUUCGAUUUAACCUCAGUUGGCAGCCCACAGGAAGGGAACGUGCCAUUUCCCAAGGCUGAGUCCUGCCUGGUCAUGAAUGUCUCAGAUCCCAUCUGCUGCUGCCCCCUAAGCAUUGCAGUUUGCCAUUCCUCAAGUGUACUUGUUAACUUGCUGCCUAAGUUAGGACCUGCUACUCUUGAGGCAGUCUUGGGUCCCUGAGAACCCCAGCAUCCAACUUCAGAGCACCCUGCCCCAGGGGCUUUUCAUGGGCUCUCGGGACUUGAUGGAGGCCCUACUCAGCCCCCACCUCCCUGCAUGGUGGGGCGCCUUCUGCUUCCUUCCAGCUCUGCCUGAGUCUGUUCAAGAGUCACUAUGGGAUCUGACGGGCAAAGGUGCUGGGGAGCCUCGAAGUCCAGACUCACUCUGGGGAGAGACGAAGCUUCAGGAAAGCACUCAGGAUAAAGCAAAUUAGGCGAAGACUGGAGUCCUGGCCCUGCCCUAGGAACGGCUCACCUCAGCUUGCAGGGCCCACACAUGAUUUCCUGCAGCUGACGGUGAAGAGCACCACAAACGUGGCUGCAUCUGCUUUUCCUUCUCCAUUUAACGAGUUUAAGGAGUUUUUUUUAUAGAGCUGUCUGUGAAAACACAUUUUUUAAGUGAGCUGAUCCUUUUGUCCUUCUCUUUUUAUGACAUGCACUUGGAUGCAGGCUGCUUUGUGCUACCUACCUAGCCUCGCCAGGGUAUGACCCUGGGCACCUGCACAAGGACGCAGCCCUCAGGUACCACGGAUCUGCUCCUUCCGGUAUAAAUCUGGUGGCUGAAAAGAAGUUAGAGAAGGCCACUGAGUAUUAGACUGAACAUCAAGAUAUCAGAAAAGUUCUGUGGUGAGACAGAGAUCUCUGUGCGGUUUUGUCGUCUGUCUUAGAGAUACGUUGCACCUUUUCCCAGUAAGUGCCAGUUACUUGAUCUCCACUAAACUCCUUAUUUUGGACAUGAUUCAGGAAAGCUGCACUUCCCAGCAGAUAUCCUAACAGGCUGUUUGGAAGGGGGGAUGUCCUGCCCCUGCUGCUCGGCUGCCAAUGGAGCUGCUCUUCCCACGAUGGCUUGAAGGUUGAGUCUAUGAAAUAAGAUAGGCAACAGGGGACUUGUUCUUGGCAGAGGGGCAUUGGCUCCAGCAGGGUGUGGUGCCAUCCCACAGGGCCUCCUGCACUGGGGAUGAUGUGAUGGCCCAAGGGAGGCGGCGGGAGCCACUGGGUAGUUAAGCUGUGGUCUUGCACACAACUAAUGCAGCUGCAUCAUCACAGUAAUGCAGUACCCUGUGAUGCCAAUGAGGGCUAUGGUGUGGCCCGGAUGUUUAAAAGCUGUGCCCACUUUGGCAGCCUUCCAGCCAACUUUCAGAAAUACAUUUCUUGCUUCAAUUUCUUGUUAGAUGAUUCCUGGGGACUGUUUUACUCUAGGCCUCUUGGAGCCUCUGUGCUGCUGCUGGUCACCCAUCAACCCCUUUCUGGAAGCUUUCUUCAGAAGUGGGGCUACCUAGGCAAGGGCCAGAAAGACACUCCAUCACCCUACCCCACCCAGCAGUCUCAAUCUUCCAAGUCAGGUGGGAAGUGAAAGUAUGAAGCCAACCAUCCAAAUUGUUCCAGUUGGUGUGAGAACUAAAAGAACUCCACAAAUACUAGUUAGAGGAAGAUCCUUCUCCCACUGGCGCUGACUCCCACACGUCAUAUGUGCACUCUGGGGCACUUUUAGGAGCUCUGGUGGAGACACACGUUGCUGAUGUGCAUCGGAUUAACAGACUGUACUAUGUUUGCAAUAAAGAUGUUUAGCCUUAAGGCCCCUGAAUGGACUCCAGGUAUGAGGGAGCUGCACCGUUCCUCCCCUCCUCACGGACCGCUGCCUCAUGAGGAGGUCCCUGCAGCCCCUGGGCAGCCUCUCCUGUGCCGCUGAGUCACUGUUGUUGCUUUCUGCACUGCCUUCUCGCUUGUGUAAAGAUGACCUUCACCAGCUCCUGUACCCCCACCUGGAGACCUCACAGUCCUUUCAGCAUCCACUGCAAGCAUCGGAGAAAGGACCCUUCCUCGCCACAGGCACUGGGAGUGAAAACUGGCGGCUUCCACUCCCCACAGUUCAAAAGAAUCAAUGUGAAUUUACCUGCAGCUUAAAUUAGUUUCAAGUGAAGAGCCAUUCUCAUGCAAGCAGAUCAGACGAUUCUGGAACCUAUAACACUGGACUUGAAUACCCUGCAAGUGCCAGGCCUGGCGGUGCCCUCUCUACCUGCCAUCAAUUUUUCUUAGAGCCACUCUCUCUUCACCUGACUUCUGAGUCAUCCAACGGACCCAUUGGCUGUUCAGUGAGAAGCUCACAGCUCUUGUAUCAGGAGAUGAACUGCAUUUAAGUCAAGGAUGUGAUGCCACUGCUGAAUAUAUUCUCUUAACAGUCAGACCCUGUAUCUGUGCAUCUGUCGCAGAUGGUCCACAUCCAGCAUUUCAUUGCGAGGAACUUCUGCCCACGAGCAGUUCAGAAGGGCCUUCUCCUUCUACAGUCUUUCCAUGAAGUCCUGCCAAACCCUUUCUUGAGUUUCCCUUUUUCCUUUGCACCCACCACUCUUUCCAAAUGAGCAUGAAUAAACCCAAGGGCAGAUUUCUGUGGUCAGUGGAGGCUGCUGACAGGAACUUCACUGUAGGUCUGUGGCUGGGGAUCUGAAGAGGACCCCGAGGCCCCUCCAUCAAUGAUACUCCCAACAUUUUUAAACAAGCACAAAAGAUAUUUGUAAAAAAAAGAGUUUAUUUAUUAUGGUAAUAAACUAUUUUAUACAUGA
Messenger RNA from Chinchilla lanigera (long-tailed chinchilla), 9933 nucleotides. It is a transcript of the gene Kcnh1, whose product is annotated as potassium channel, voltage gated eag related subfamily H, member 1. The record is from RefSeq and is a predicted model, not a curated record. Lineage: Eukaryota; Metazoa; Chordata; Mammalia; Rodentia; Chinchillidae. Gene Ontology annotation, biological process: potassium ion transmembrane transport; regulation of membrane potential. Gene Ontology annotation, cellular component: membrane. The transcript has 11 exons. Gene Ontology annotation, molecular function: delayed rectifier potassium channel activity. The coding region runs from base 2439 to 5408 and encodes 989 amino acids.